AUGAUCGAUAAUAUCGCCGCGAGAUCUGAAAUGGGGACAUACACGAACGAUCAGCCUCUGGCCAAGUCCAUACUUAGGAACCUGUCGUUCGACUAUAUGCAACGACCGACCGAUCUGUUCUCUAGUAACGCAACCAAAGACGCCGUUACCAUCCACGAUGAAACCGUCUUGAACGACGUUUUCUCAAGAAGCGAGGAGGACACGUCGACCAGUACCGGUGUCGGGUACGAGUUAGGUUGGUUUAAUGAUUCAACAACGAUAGGCUCGACGCCUUCCGGUUCCUUGUUCAGUGUAUCUUCGUCGUUCUUUUCAUCGGUGUCGCCGUCGUCACCUAGCUUCGACAACUACACCAGCAUAACGGACCUGUUCCUCUUCGACGACUUGAACGAUUACAUCAAUCAAUUGAAUUACAGCGCUUUCGUUAAUUUGACGGCCUACUACGAUUUGAACCUGAACGGAAGCGUGAACUGCACUUCGUCGAUAGUCGCGGGUACGGCAGCUGAUGUCGUUAGACCCGGAGAGUGCGGGCCAACAGCCGACGUUGAUGAGGAAACGAACGCCAAUAGCUGGUGGGCACUGAUACUGGUGAUCGUGCCUUGUUUAACGCUGUUUGGCAACGUAUUGGUUAUUCUCGCUGUAGUCCGAGAGAGGGCUUUACAAACAGUCACGAAUUAUUUCAUCGUGAGCUUGGCUGUCGCUGAUCUGCUCGUCGCUGUGCUCGUCAUGCCUUUCGCUGUCUACGUUCUGGUGAGUCUGUGA
Messenger RNA from Heterotrigona itama, 759 nucleotides. Lineage: Eukaryota; Metazoa; Arthropoda; Insecta; Hymenoptera; Apidae. The record is from the annotation of a GenBank genome assembly.